Molecule: messenger RNA, 1542 nt
Organism: Choloepus didactylus (southern two-toed sloth)
Lineage: Eukaryota; Metazoa; Chordata; Mammalia; Pilosa; Megalonychidae
Gene: ATP6AP1L
Product: ATPase H+ transporting accessory protein 1 like
Exons: 7
Coding region: 44-1069 (341 amino acids)
Cellular component (GO): proton-transporting V-type ATPase complex
Source: RefSeq, a predicted model, not a curated record
UAUGAACUAACAGAUGUGCUUGGUUUGAAGAAACUGAUUCUUAAUGGGAAGAAAAAUAUUGUUUAGCGUUUCACUCAUUUUUUUAUGUGUGGGAUUUUCACUAACUUUGGAGCAGAUACUCGCCAGGAAGAAUGUAAGUUCUUGGACAUCUUCAAAUAAAGAAGUGGUUAUAAACAAUGAUCAACAGAAUAAUGGAGAUAUGAAGCCAAUCCAGAAUUUCACAAUACCAACCACACAGACUCUCAACCACAAUCUGAGCAAACAAGGCCAUUUAGAAAAAGAACCUUGGAAUGCGUUCAGCCAUCAUAGUCCAGUUAAUGUCUCCCUUGGUGGAGUUCCCUGCAUUCUCUUCUGGUCCAAAAGAAUAACAAUUAAAUUUAAGAAUCAGACCCGGCUGGACCUUACUGAUGAAGCAUUUGGACAGAAGGCAACUGUGGACUCUGGCAACUCAAAUUGCAGCAAAGAAAGUGCCAUGCUGUCUCUGAAGUUUGGUGAUGCUGAAAAUCUCAAAGGUCUUGCUAUAAGAUUCAUCCUUACCAGUUACAAGAAGUUGUCCUUCCAGAGUUGGUUUAGUUUACACCGAGUUGAGAUUAUUUCCAAUAAUUCAAUCCAAGCAACUUUUAAUGCAACUGGCAUUUACGCUCCGUGGAGUUACUCCUACCACUGCCAACACGUCAGCAACCUGCAGCGGUACGAUGCCCUCUUGCUGCCCAGCGACACAGAGGAUGUCUCAAGCCCGUGGGAGGUCACUUUUGUUGAUUUCCAGAUCCAAGGCUUUACCAUCCAGGGGGGACAAUUUGCCAAGGCCCGAGACUGUGCCUCCUCCUUCUCGCCAGCCAUUCUGAUCGGCCUGGCAAUGUCCCUGAUUCUGCUGCUGGUGCUGGCCUACGCCCUGCACAUGCUCAUCUACUUGCGGUAUCUCGAUCGGCACUACGAUUUCAUUGCCUCUCCUGCCCACUUCCCACAGUUGAAAGCUCGAGAUGUAGCAGAAGAGAAGGAGCUACUGAGGAGCCAGGGAGUUGAAUGCUAUGAACUGAGAAGCCAACAGAUCUGCAAAAUUUAUGUUUAGCAGCAUGGACCGCUCUCUCCUUUACAGCCUCCACAACAGGCUCUGCCAGGAGUUGUUUCUGUUAUUCUGUGCUGUUUGACUUGUGUAUUGAAGGUUUCCUCCAAAUGGCUUGAUUUUAAAAAAAGAAAGCAAAUGCACAAUGAGUUGCUUUUGAAGUAUCCGUUGGCCUAUUUAGAUAGACUUGAUGCAAUGAAAAAGCCAUCCCAGGGAUCUCAUAGAGACAAAAUAUGAUUGUUGCCCCAAAGCUACCUUGAAAGCAAAGGGAUAGAUAUUUCAAGUUAAGGGGACCAAAAAAGAGUGGUACAAUAGAGAGAAAGGAAAACACACUUGGUCCUCUUUGUUUAUACCAGUCUGCCUAUGCUAGGUGUAGAAAUAGUAAGCCCAAGGUUAUCAGGAAGUUCCGAAUCGACAACAUUUUGUAUUACAUUUGUAACAUAGUUGAUAUUUUCCAGAAAUUAUGCCUCAAUUUUGUC